UAUGAUAUGAUUGUUAUGUUAUGAUAUGUGUCACGUGUCGAUCCUGGUUUUAUUCUGAACGUUAUUUUAAAUGUGAACCAAAAGAACGGAACAUAAACAAACGACGAGUUUGACGUCACAUCCGUUCAGGAAGUCGCAGGCGAGCGGCGCGCGUGUUCCAGCUCCAAGGUUGAGUCCGGCCGCGGAGCUCGGAUCAUGUCUCAGCUGGUCCAGGUGUUUGUCCGCCGGCUGCUGUGGAGGACUCUGUCCCGCCGGGUCUCCGCUGCGGCACCGGGACCGGGACCGGGACCGGGAACAGGUCGAGGUCUGAUCCGGCAGCUCAGCAGCAGAGACCGAGGCAGAGUCCGGAUCUGCACCGUGGACCCGAACCUGGAGGAACAGUUCGUGUUUGUGGACUGUACAGAUCCUGAGGGGGACCCCCAUCAGGAGGAGAGAGACCUGCUCCACCAGCUGAGUGUGGCCGCCCCCCCCCCCCCUGUCCCCCCUCAGAACCACCUGAGGUCUCUGGAGCAUCAGCUGCAGGUGUUGAGGGGCGGGGCCCAGCGGGAGGCGGACCCGGACUCUGGGAUCCAGUUCCGGGACGUGGACUUCCCUCUGGACGAAAACCUUGUGGCUGCAAAUACCCAGAAGAAGAAGAAGAAGAAGAAGAAGGCGGCAGAUAAAGGUGAGCACCGGGUCGUCGGGACUCCGGACCUGGACGAGCCAGUCAGCGACACCGACUGCUCGGGCUGCGGCGCCGUGCUGCACUGCGCCGCCGUCCAGGUGCCAGGUUACCUGCCCAGUGAGAAGUACAAAGUUCUGCUGCAGGACGGGCGACUGAGGGGGGCCACCUGCCAACGCUGCCACCUGCUCACCCACCACCACAAGGCCCUGAACCUGCAGGUGUCCAGGGACCAGUACCGGGCCGUGGUGGAGCAGAUCCGCCCCCACUGGGCCCUGGUGCUGCUCGUCGUCGACCUGCUUGACCUCCCCGAUUCCAUCGUCCCCGCCCUGCCCGAGCUGGUAGGCACCAACAAACACGUGGUCGUCCUCGGCAACAAGAUCGACCUGCUGCCCGGCGACUCGCCCGGCUACCUGCGGCGCAUCAAGCUCCAGCUGGCCCAGUACUGCCAGGAGGCGGGCUUCGGGGGCCAGGUCACCGAAGUCCACCUCGUCAGCGCCAAGACCGGCUACGGUGUCGAGACCCUGAUCUCCAGCCUACAGAAGUCCUGGAAGUACCAAGGUGACGUUUACCUGGUGGGCAGUGCCAACGCCGGGAAGUCGACUCUCUUCAACACGCUGCUGGAGUCCGACUACUGCAAGUCCAAGGCCUCGGAUCUGGUCCACAGGGCCACGAUCUCUCCCUGGCCCGGGACGACUCUGAACCUGCUGAAGUUUCCCAUCAUCAACCCGACGCCGCAGCGGAUGUUCAGACGCCAGGAGCGCCUGAAGGAAGCACAGCGACAGAUGGGGGACGAGCUGUUGCAGGACGAGCUGUCGCAGGACGAGCAGCGGAGACUGAGACGCCUCAGCAGGGAGGCUUACCUCGUGGGUCGUGUUGGCAGAACGUUCCGGGUUGACGUCCGGUCAGGACCGGAUGAGAUCCAGUUUGAUCCCGACUGUUUGGCUUUUGGGGAACAUGAGGACGGAGUGGCGCCAGUGACCGGGGUAAGCAGGACGCCAGAGGAGUUCACCUACAACGAGCUGAAGGACGCUCAGUGGCUGUACGACACCCCGGGGAUCAUGAAGGAGGACGACAUCCUCAGCCUGUUGAAUGAACGGGAAGUGAUGUCAGUGGUUCCCACUCAGGCCAUCGUCCCGCGGACAUUUGUGCUGAAGCCCGGUACCAGUCUGUUUGUGGGGGGCGUGGCCAGGAUCGACUUCCUGCAGGGUCAGAGGUCCUGCUGGUUCUCUGUCAUGGCCUCGAGUCGAGUCCCGGUUCACAUUAGCAGCCUGGACAAAGCUCAGAGUGUUUAUGAGAAGCACGCGGGACACGUCCUGCUGGGGGUGCCCAUGGGCGGGUCGGAGCGUAUGAAGGAGUUUCCGCCGUUGGUUCCUCAGGAGUUCAGGUUGGAGGGUCGAGGUCACCUGGAGGCCGCGGCCGAUAUCAAGCUGUCGUCUGCAGGUUGGGUGGCGGUGACUGCAGUGGAAGGUGACGAGGUGUUGCUGAGGGUUCACGGUCCUGGGUCGGCAGGUUUCAGUCUCAGGACGCCGCCGCUACUUCCUCACGUCGUCUCUCUGAAAGGAGAACGCAUCAGGAAGUCCGCCGCCUACAAACCCAUAAAACCAGCGGCGCUGAAGGACAGAGGAACGGCGAGGCUGCAGGGGAAGAGGAAGUGAACCUGAGGGACGAAAGGUGGACUCCGCCUCCGUCACACAGAUGGUAACAUCUGUUCACGUGAUGAAAACACCAGAGACGUCUCUGAUCUGUUGAACCUGUGAUUGUGAGUCAUGUGACACUGUUCACAGAUGAAACUUAUUCUUUUGACUGAUUCAUGAAAACUGAUAAUGAAGCUUCCUGUGAAAACA
Messenger RNA from Scophthalmus maximus (turbot), 2508 nucleotides. Its product is annotated as nitric oxide-associated protein 1-like. Lineage: Eukaryota; Metazoa; Chordata; Actinopteri; Pleuronectiformes; Scophthalmidae. Gene Ontology annotation, molecular function: GTP binding. The record is from RefSeq and is a predicted model, not a curated record. Bases 196 to 2319 code for a protein of 707 amino acids. The transcript is spliced from 9 exons.